Molecule: messenger RNA, 3089 nt
Organism: Nothobranchius furzeri (turquoise killifish)
Lineage: Eukaryota; Metazoa; Chordata; Actinopteri; Cyprinodontiformes; Nothobranchiidae
Product: transmembrane protein 163a
Cellular component (GO): synaptic vesicle membrane
Molecular function (GO): zinc ion binding
Source: RefSeq, a predicted model, not a curated record
GCUCACAGCGGGUCGUUUGUCUCGGCCGGGCUUUCAGAAGGAGUCUCCCUCCUCCUCCUCCUCCGCAGGGUGUCUGCGGGUCUCCGUCCGUCUGAACGGCUGCUCCUCUCGUCCAGGUGAGACAUUGUUGGAGUUCCUCCGAGAAGAUGACGGACUCCACGCCGCCGGAAACCGGCGCCAUCCCGGACCCGGCCGUCGGUGCGGACUCUAGGGUAAUGAACGGGCAGCGUGAGCGGGUGGGUUCCCCUCCGCAACAACAACAAGGAGCAGAGCAGCAGGAGAACACGGAAAGUCAGGGAGAAGGUCUCAACAUGGACCACGAGAUGAAGAUAACAGAGAGCAUAGAGGACAGAGGUCUGCUGGAGAGCAGCAUGCGCCUGAAGCCCCACGAAGCCCAGAGUUACAGAAAGAAGGCCCUGUGGGUGUCCUGGGCGUCCAUCGUGGUCACCAUCAUCCUGGCUAUCGCUGCUUUCACUGUCUCCAUCAUGCGCCACAGCGCCUCGGCGUUCGGAUUCGCGUUUGACGCCACGCUGGACGUGCUGUCGUCUGUCAUCGUGCUGUGGCGCUACAGCAACGCAGCGGCCGUCCACUCUGCACACAGAGAAUACAUAGCCUGUGUUAUCCUGGGUGUCAUUUUCGUCCUGUCCUCCCUGUGCAUCAUGGGAAAGGCCAUCCACGACCUGGCCACCAAGCUGCUUCCGGAAGUGGACGACUUCCUGUUCAGCGUGUCCAUUGUCAGCGGCUUGGUGUGCGCCAUCUUGGCUGUGAUCAAAUUCAUGCUCGGCAAAGUGCUCACCAGCCGAGCUCUGAUCACCGAUGGAUUCAACUCGCUGGUCGGGGCGAUCAUGGGGUUCUCCAUUCUGAUCAGUGCUGAAGUGUUCAAACACGAGCCCAAAGUGUGGUACCUGGACGGGACAAUAGGUGUCUUCAUGGGUCUCAUCAUCCUAGCCUACGGAGUCAAGCUGCUGCUGGACAUGGUCCCUCGGGUCCGGCAAACCAGGAACUACGAGCGCUUUGAGUGAUGGAUCACAGAGGAUGAGGAGUGACUGACAGGGCAGGUCCUGUAGAGACACGUCUCCUCACAGACAAUCACGUUGGGUCCUUAAGGUGUCGGUGAAGACUGAACCGAGGAUCCGACCGGCGGGACCUCCCAACGUGUUUCCCGUUUUGUGUAUAUACGUCCAUGUGUCUCGGUGAGCGGACCGCUUGCUUCUCCAUCCUAUUAACCCAGUAGACGAGGACGAGCGUGGACCGCUGCCUUUGGAGACCUUCAGAGUUGCAGCUUUGUGUUGUGUAAGUGACGUAGGGCUCCAGCUGAUCCAGGAGGACGUCGCUCUGCCGUGCUGUAAAAUGUAGCUGAAGUAGCGCCAGAAUAUCGCUGCUCUCUAACUUUUAUUACAGAUUUAUGAAGCCAAGGCCCAUUUGGCUAAAAGAGCAGGUCCAUGAGCACACGGUGAAGAGGCACAAUAUUUAAACGGACACCCCUUCAGCUACCUGGCCUUUAGUUCCACCCGAAUGUUUUACGACCUGACUAGAAAACUAACGAGCGGAAACCCAUUUUAGCUCGUUUUCCCCCAAAAUUCAGUAGUUUUUCAGAAUUCUCAUAAUCUUAAGUUUUCUUUUCUGAAAAUGGAAACCGAUUUUAUGGGACUGGACUGUACCUGUCAGCCAUCUACUGGCCAAGAGGAGUACUACGUUUAAUAGGCACGUAUCUAUGAAUAUUUAUGUUAGAAAUAUUUGAGUGUGGGAGAGUGAAAAGAGACUUUAAUGUCAAACUAUCAAAGAAAAGUUCCCACUGUGUCGGUUUCCUUUGUAACCGUUAAGUCAGAAUGGAUGUUUUUACUCUUUAAUGUUUUAGUGAAAAAGGCGUUUUUUUUAGCUCUCCGGCUUCAGGUUGAUCCCAGCUGCAGUGGGCCGGCACCGGUGCCACGGACUGGUGGUGGUGGGGUUAAAUCAGAGUAGCCCGACGGAGACUCACCUUUUCCUUUGGUACAAAUCAGUGGUGUCCGGUAUUCAGCAUGUUUUAGUUGUGUUUCUGCUCCAGCAGGCUCAUUGGGCUCUGCAGAAGUCUGUUUGUCACCUGCUGAUUGAAAUCAGGUGUGUUGGAGCAGGGAAACAACCAAAACGUGCCGUCUAGCGGCCCUCCAGGACCAGGACUGAGCUCUCGUUUUAGGGGUUUCUCUGCCCCAACACACCUGACCCUCAACGGUACGGGUUUCUUACACAAACACACCCUUACCCUCACAGCAAAGUUUAUGUUUAUUUAUUUGGCAGACGCUUUUAUCCAAAGCGACUCACAAUGUAUAACCUAUAGGGCAUGUUGUGGUCUGUGGGGGAAACCGGAGUACCCGGAGGAAACCCACGCAUGCAUGGGGAGAACACGCAACUCCACACAGAAAGGCUGCAGCCGAGUUUCGAACCUGCGACCUUCGUGCUGCGAGGCAACAGUGCUAACCACUGCGCCACCAUGCAGUCAACACACAAGUGAUUAGCUGCUGUUUGCGAGAUCUGAAGGACAGGUCCGUUUUUUAAUGUCAUGUUUGGGAUGGGACGCUGUAGCUGUAGCUGAAACUGUAAUUAAAUUUGAUGUCAAUCAUUUACUUGAUAUUGUAAAAAUAUUGAUUUGCAGGACAGUUUGACAACUUCGAAACAGGAAAAUGACUUAUUAGACAUGGAUAAAAUCAAUGAUCAUAAACGGUUACAAAAGAUCUAAACAGCUGAUUAAGUUACGUUACGCUUUUAGUUCAGGUCUGUUUGCUUAUUCUGCUCAACCAACGGCGUGUUUCCAUAUCCUGAAGCUUCUGAUCAGUGGGUGUCGUCAUCAGGUGCAGGUUGAUCAGGACUUCUCUGCUGUUAUUAUAACCAAAUCUAGAACCAUGUGAAUGAGUUCAUCUCUGCUCUCAACAAACAAGAUGGACUUCCUGUAAGUAAACACACAUAUAAAGUGUGUUUGGUUUGUGCUGACUGUACAUUUCUGUGUUUGCUGCUGUGAUGUAGGAAAAAACCAGUCUGAGCCGUUUGUCACAGAAAAAAGAUUCAUUUAAAAAUAAAGUUGUAUCCCUCAUCACCAACUGUGAGAACAAGCUCAA